UCCGAGGAUCGGUCGAGCGAAGGUGACUCACUUCUAAAGCUGGAAGCUUUGAUACACCUUCCUCUUUCUGUGGCGAGUUGUGCCGGCUGUUUAAUCGAGUUCCUCGAGAUUGCCACGUACUAUAUAACCGAUGCUCGGUCAAUCGAUUCUCUCAAUCGUAAUCUCUCUGUUCGUGUCGCCAACAACGGAAACCUCUUCUGCUCUCACUUUCGAAAUAUCGGGCGGAGAGACGUUGAUCCUUGCGCUAUGUGGUCCACGCUCGCGAUCCUUUGUCUGAUAACAACCUUCAGUUUCAACAAUGCAGAAAGAUCAUUGAACUCGAAUUCUUUCUCGCAACUAUCCGAUUCCACCCCAUCGAGAUUGAGAAAUUUGGAAGACGUGCCUGCCAGGCUUUCACGAAUAUUCGGAAAAAACAGUCGCACCAGGAGAUUGCACAUAGAGGAUCAGCACGGAUUCGACGGGAAAGUGGAAAAGAUUAAUGUCAAUUCCGAGGAGGAUCUUCCUGGAAUUAGGGCGUACGGGGUGCAGAAGAAGAAAUUAAUGAAUAACGGUUACAUAGAAAAAUCGAUACAACGAGAGAUCGAUACGAGAAGUGUCGAGGAUGGUUCCAGGGUUACUCGUUCGAUUGAAGCGUACGGGAAAACGAAGGAUCGUCUCGAGACGAACGGGUCGAUAGAGAGAGGGAAUCCGUCGACGAUCCAUGAAACUCGAAGGAGUCCGAGAUCGAUCGAAACGGAGACGACGAAGCAGGAUGGCGUUAAGGAGGGCGAUCUGGAAGAUCUGGAAGGACAAGACGCCAAAGUGUUCAGACCGUUGUUCGUGUACAGGCAGCAGAUGGCCAGGAAGCAACAUCGGGCAAAAAAUCAGAUUUACGGUUUUCCGAAAAUCCCUUGCGAGAAACGAGCGCCGAUUUUCUGAUCUUCUCGCUUCCCCGCUCUUAUCGUUCGCUUCGUUUUUUCCAUAACGAGUGAUGAUGCGUGGAAACGAGGAAUCGAGAAAGCGUUUGCAACGCACACCCAAGUCCUUGAAGUCGACUAAUUAUCAUAAUAAUUAACCGAUUGAGUCAGCGUCACUUUGUGCCAUAAAAGAAGAAAGCGGUUCUCGAGGAGGAUGAUGUUAAGUGGUUUGCGUGCGUACGCAGUGAUCGAAAGCGCGAUAAGUGGACGAUGAAGGCAAGAAUUCUAUCGUUUUUCAAAUACCAAAUAGUAUUAUAAUUAUAAUUAUAAUAUUGUAUAAUGUAUUGCAAUGUAGGAUGCAUGCGCUUUGCGAUCUAAUAAAUUAAACUCGACAAUUUUGUAUCUUAUGAAGAAAA
Apis mellifera (honey bee) is the source of this 1312-nucleotide messenger RNA. RefSeq lists its product as uncharacterized. The transcript is spliced from 3 exons. NCBI's taxonomy places the organism in Eukaryota, Metazoa, Arthropoda, Insecta, Hymenoptera, Apidae. The coding region runs from base 247 to 918 and encodes 223 amino acids. The record is from RefSeq and is a predicted model, not a curated record.